UGCACAUGGACCACUCCACCAGUGUGUGUGCGUCUGUUACUGGUUCUCCCCGACAGUCGGCAGAGCUGCAGGACAUCUGCUGUCGCCUCCGAGCGACGCGCAGCGCAACACGAGGCUUCAGCGCGUCACGUCGACGAAACCGGCGUCGUUUCCCCACAGAGAGGCAAGAAUCGGCAGAUAUUACCGGUUAUAUGAUUUUUUUUAUGGCUGAAGCGGCGUUGAAGAGCUCGGACUGAGGCUCAUAAGGAGGCAUCUUGGCUCCUGCAGCCUUUUCCCCUGUGGCGCUGAGCUCUUUGGCUGGCUCACCACUUCCUUAGCAGAGGGGCUGCUGGCAGGGGCAACAUCUGAGCAGGUCAUGAAGCCCCAAGAGACCGAGCUCGUCACUGAAAUCUCCAAGUUACAAUGCAUGGUCUCGGAGCUGAAGACGGGUUUUACCAGCGCCCUCCUGGAGCUCAGUCAGAUCCAACAUGGAGACACGUUCCUGCGGGAGGAGCUGGAGGAGAACAGGAGGAGCUGCCAGAAGAAGGCCCUGCGCCUGGAGGCCCUGGUGGAGUCGCUGCGGGAGGAGCUCGCGGUGAUGCGGUGUCAGGUCUUGCAGCUGUACAGUAACAAGCAGAGGCCUCAGCCUGAGGUCAAGGCCUCCACGUCCAAACAGAGAGACAGCGGUCCGGCAGAGGCGGCCGGUGGACGGCGUCAGUGCCAGUGCUCCUCGGCGUCCAGGGGAAAACUGCUCCUCCACUGCUUCCUCCAGGGGCUCAAAGCAGGACUGAGCGAAGGCACAGACGCGCGUCAUCAGGCGGCGAUGCAACUGCUGCAUUCGGAAUGGGAGUACGUCGCCGCUCUGAACCAGCUGUUGGACAAGUACAAGACGCCCCCGGCUCAUCGGACGAGCGUGGAGCCGUAUCAGACGUACCUGAACUUCGUGGAGCAGCUGCUGCAGCGGCACCUUCUCUUCAGGAACACCUUGCAGGAGCGAUUAUCGGCCGAGCACUGGAAGUCCCUGGUUGGAGACAUCCUGGUGCAGCUCAUCGGCCAGAACGAUACGACAUUUUCAGACAUGUACCUUGGCUACACCACGACUCUGGCGUCCUUCCUGUCGCCGGAGUUCAACAGACUGAAUCCUCCCGAUAAACACCUCAGUGUGCAGGUGCAGCGGGAGGAAAUGAAGCUGCUCUCCCUGCUCCUGGCGCCGGUCUCUCGCAUACACAGCUACCUGAGCCACAUUCAGAACCUGCUGCAGUGGACCGGCAAGGAGCACCCGGACUGCAGCCUCCUUCUGGGCACCGAGCGAGCUCUGAGGAGCAUCUUGUCUCGCUGUCACGUGAUUCUGGAGGAAGACGUCCGUUGGGAGGAGGACGACGGCGAAAGCUGCUCUGAUGCUGUGGCUUGUGGCUCCUCAGCCAACGGAUGCCCCAGGAGGUCCCAGCCCUGCAGGGAGGAGCCCGUCUCUGCCGCUCAUAGACACGAGCAGCAGGCCACUGCCCUCUGCAACGGGCUGGACGGCCUCAGCGCCAUGCGCCUGGAGUGCUGGUCCUGCAGCCCGGUGAGGAGGAGCAAGGGCGGCGGGGACCGGCCGGCCCCCGACCCCUCCGCCCGGGGCUGCGGGCACGCCUACUGCGCCCUCCUGGCCCCAGACCCCGCAGGGUGGGGGGAGACCAGCGACUCGGGCCAGGGCACCUUCAGCCAGCCCACGGGGAAAGGCACCAGCGGCACGGAGGCGCCCGGCGGGACCCGCAGCCCGGAGGACGCCGACACGGAGCCCGACGACACCUCCGCCUUCGACUACUCCUCCGUCACCUCCGGCAGCCCCGACGGCACGCUGCGCAGGGGCCCCGACAGCAACAGCGGGGAGGACGAGGAGGACAGCCAGGUGCCGGUGCUGCUCAAGCCCUCGUACAGCCAGCAGCAGCAGCGCAGGGACGCGGCGCGAGAGCGGCCCGCGUGCCUGCGGUGGCAGAUUCCCAGGUCGACCCCACACCCCCCCGUGAGGAACGUGUGCGUGAACGAGCCCGCGCCGUGUCCGGUCGGCUCCUUUGGGAAGAGGCUGGUCAGCGUCAGGACGGGCUCGCCUCCUCUGCAUGCAAAGAGUGCCUUCAGGCCCAUCUGGGAUGACCCGUCCAGACAGGCCGACGCCGCCCCAGAGAAGGAGAGCAGGCAAGGCUUCAUCCCCAUUCAGGCUCCAGCCAGGCAGAGCUUCCAGAGCUUCAACCCGAGCAGAGAGAACCUGAGGUCCUGCCUGAGUCAGCAGAGAGGCAACCACGCGGCGGCGGCGGCGGCCGGCAGCGCAGGAUUGUGGGACGACAGCGAGGACAGCGAGGGGCCCUGCAGCACCGUUUGACCCUUGGACCCCACCUGCGAUAGUUCUCUAAACCAUGACAGAAAAAGGAAGGCGUGAAUGACAACUUGAUUUUCUGUUGUUCUGUGACAAAUGAAUGUGUUGAGACAUUUUGUGCCUAAGAAUUAGGUAUAAAAUACCAAAACAAACGGGAAAACGCGUAGAUCAGAGCGGUUCCUACUGUCUCAGAUUUCAGUUAAUGACAUUCCAAACCACAUUUUAUGAAGCGGAACUUGUUCUUUGUUUAUCAGAAGAUUUAAAUCCUCCUUUAAUAUUCCCUCAUUGUUCAUUAUUACAAACACUUGAAAGAGCUGGGAAAGAAGACGAGAGAAAUACGUUGUUCAGUACAAAAUAAGACUGGGUGAUUUAUUAAUCUCAUCAAGACCAUUAAUACAAAGCAGUUAAAAGGCCACAUACCAUCAAAUAAACCAACUGCUUGAUGGAGCUGUUACAGUGCCACCGGAGGAAAACCUGUUACUGAGGGGGCUAAAAAAAAAAAAAAAAAAGACACUUGGCAAAAGUAACCCCCCCAAAAAUACUGACUUGGGAAAUGGACAGAACAUAAUAAACGACAGCGAAGUGAUCGGACUUCAGCUGGUCAUAAGAAUAAAAAAAACUUCCCCUGUUCGUGUCUGAUUAGAGGUUAAACGGUCCAUCACCUGCAGAAACCACAGAGACAAGGACUAAAACUGUGAUUUCAGAGCCAGGAGAGAAAAAAAAAGACUGCAUGAGUGAUUUUACAAAAAAAAAAAAAAAAAUAUCUGCUGAGGUCCAGCUCGUGGUGGUCAGGUAUUUCUGCGGGAUCAAAGUGAGGUGGUAGACUUGUGUUCUUCUGCCCUGAUCCGUGUAGAAAGCGAGUCCGACAGCUGUGUAGGACAACAACUGGGGCUCAACAACAGUACAGCCUAAAGUGCACACAGUGUGUUUCUCAGAAGAAAAAAAAAAGUCCAAUUUUUUACGAUUCUCAAAAGAGCUGCAGGUGAACGCGCACGUCUGCACACGCUCACCUGCAGCUGCAGCACAACUCUAACCCUGGGUUGAAUGAGCGCUAGCAUCAGGACCUUUCAAAAGGCAAUUAGUAAUGUAAUUCGAUGUACAAAGAGAAGCACACGUCUAAGUAAGUGCUUGGCAUAUUGAACCGUGUCUUGCUUUAAAACAGCUGAGGGGAGAAAAACAAAAUGGCUUUCGUCUGUUAAUACUCGUCCUUUCCACUGGAGAUUGUCUGUAAGUAAGUUAGUGACAGUGACCCAUUUAUUGUUUGGUUUUGUUUUUCAGGUUUUUUCUUUUUUAUCCGACUGUAGCAGCAUUGGGUUAUUAGGCAAUAUUCGACUGAACAGAUGCGGAUGAGGGGACGUUACAACAAAGGGGAAAAACAUGUCACUUUAUACAAAUUAUUUAGUUAGUGUAUACAUGUUAUAUACACACAGUAUCCACAAACAUGUACAAUUUCAAAGUGUAUAGCUUUGUUCUAAACAUUACAUAGGCAACUUUAUUUUUUAGCAUUUUAGACACCAUUUGAUUAUUUCUGUAAAGUAGAAAACAAAAUAAAAAGGCACAUCUGAGCAUGA
This is a messenger RNA of Betta splendens (Siamese fighting fish), 3903 nucleotides long. RefSeq lists its product as uncharacterized. Gene Ontology annotation, molecular function: guanyl-nucleotide exchange factor activity. The record is from RefSeq and is a predicted model, not a curated record. The transcript has 15 exons. NCBI's taxonomy places the organism in Eukaryota, Metazoa, Chordata, Actinopteri, Anabantiformes, Osphronemidae. Bases 356 to 2338 code for a protein of 660 amino acids.